CCGGCCGCGCGUGACCCCGCCCCCUCCUCCCUGUGGACGACGGGCAGCAAUGAGCGAACAGAGGUGUGAUUGUUCCGCUUCGCCCUCCCCCGCAGCGAGCUCCUCCUGGCCCGCGUCGGCGCGUUGAACGAGGGGCAAGAAGGAGUCACGCGACCACACGAGCGGAAUGUCAGUGCGCACGCGACGCCCGGUUAUUCGGGAGACUUCGACCGGCAGCCGGUGCUGAACGGGCAGCCAGCUAAGCGACGUUAGCCGCCGCGCGCCGGGGGUUCCGCGAGGCUGCGGCCGCGCGCUGCAUGACGGUCGACGUGCUCUUCAGAAACGGGGACGCCGGGUGGGAAGCGGCGGGGGCGCGCGCGAGCUGCCUGCGGUGACGGCCACGGCCACGUAUCGCCUUAUCUCUCUCGCUCUCUCUCUCUCUGCUCGGGUCGUUUUUUUGCGAGCACGGAAGUGCUCUCGUUUCUUUUGUUUCGUCAUAUCCAUUAAAAAACACUUUAAAAAGGAGUGUUUCCCUGAGACAAUGGCUCCCAUGGGUGUCCGACUGUCACCGCUCGGCGUGGCGGUGUUCUGCCUCCUUGGAGUCGGCGUCAUCUACCACCUGUACGCCGGGGUCAUCUCCAGCCGCUGGGCCGCUUUCAGACAGGGCAGCAGGGUGGAUCUGAGGGACCUGCUGGCGGUCUCGGUGGAGGCCGCGGUGCUCGGAGGCACAGAGGUGAAGAAGGUGCGCGAUGAAAACGGCCUGAAGGAGAAGUCGAAGGGCAAGACGCGGGAGGGCGUCGAUGAGCUCCUGACCAUGGGCGACCUGCAGUCCCACAGGAAGAUGUUUAACCUCAUCAGCAACACCUUCCCCGACGUCACGGUGAACAGCGAGGAGCACGACAACACGGUGGACAAGGCCGCGUCCUGGAGCCGGGACAUCCCCGCCGACAUCCUGGACAAGAUCGACGGGGGCAAGGACGUCCCCGCCGAGAGCGUCACCGUGUGGAUCGACCCUCUGGACGCCACGCAGGAGUACACGGAGAAUCUGGUGAAGUAUGUGACCACGAUGGUGUGUGUGGCCGUAGACGGUAAACCAGUCAUCGGGGUCAUACACCAGCCGUUCACUGACUUCACUGCCUGGGCGUUUGUCGGCCAGGGGUCCAACAUGAGUCCCCGGGCGUCCUACAGCGACAGCCCCCCCAAGGCCAUCGUCUCGCGGUCCCACUCCGGGAAAGUUAAAGGCUUUGUUCAGGACGCCUUUGGAAACGGCACCACCAUCAUCGAGGCCGGGGGAGCAGGAUAUAAAGUCCUGUCCCUCUUGGCGAUGCCUUCGAGUGACACCGGCUCCAUGGACCAGGCGGACGUUUACAUCCACGUCACCUUUAUUAAGAAAUGGGACAUCUGCGCCGGUGCUGCAUUACUCAACGCUCUGGGGGGCCAAAUGACGACGCUGAAGGGCGAGGCCAUCGACUACAGCGGAGCGCCGCUCAACAAGGGCGGCCUGGUGGCCAGCGUGGGCGUGGACCACGCCGCCUUACUGCAGCGGCUGCCCCUCCUGGACCCUGAGAAGCACUGAAGGCGGAGCCACUGGCCGCUCGGUCAGCUCGUGGGGAAAAGGCGACACGUGGCGGCGCUCUUCUCCCACCGAGAGCCAAAACAUCCGCCGAUCGGACGGGUUGGAACCAACACGGCUGCCGCCAAACCAAUGGCUCUGAACUCGCACUCCUGGACAUGCAAUCGUACUUUGCAGCUGUGAGAAAUGGUACACCUUCCUCCUCCACACAAACACACCCCGGCUCCCUCGCCACGGCCAUCACCACUCCAUACCCACGAACCCUUCAAGGGCCCGAUGGGACGUUAAGACCGUCGACAUCACGAGUCCAGUAGACGCAGGAUGAAGGGACACUCCUGUGUUCCAGACGUACACGGUAGCAUUGAGGUCACCAGGAUGGCAGAUUUCUGUCAAUUGGACUUUGGCCUCUCAGCUCUGGGUCAAGAGGACCCAGCUAGUGUAUUGGUUUGUUGUUUUCAAACUUUGGUUUGAUCUUCACUUCAAGAAAAAUCUAUUUCUGAAAACUCUCCUCCUGGGCCAGGCACUGUGGAGGAUUUCAAAUAUCACUUUCACACCAAAUGCCUUUAUAUUAGAAACAUGGUCUUCAGUGACAACCACACAUUGGAUGUUAGCUCGUGGACAUGUGAGCCUGAGAACGGGUUUAGUAGAAAGUCAACUUCUAAAAAUGUAUGAAUUAGGCCAACUCGGAAUAAUAGUGAAUCUAUUAGAUUUACUAAGCAAUCAAUGAAAUGACUAAAGGGGGAAAUCGGAAGGAAAUGGUCUAUUAUCUUAUAAAUGUGGGCUGAUUAAACCUCUUCUCAGAUAUGUCUUGAUUUCUUUAAUAUUUAUUAUAUAUAUUUCAUAUAUAUAAUAUUUUGUAUAUAUACAUUUUAUUUAAAAUAUAUAUAUAUAUUUAUGUAUAAAUAAAUGUAUAUAAUGUGUGUGUAGUGGAAGCAGUGAGUGGGGGUUAAAAUGGACAUAUCAAGGCUCUCCUUCCUAAUCGCAGCCAAAUAACCUCCCUAGAAAUGUCUGGGCCUUUAACACGGGUUCUGAAAGAGACGGGUGCUAAAACUGAUUGUUUCCGACAGAAUAUACAGUUAUAAGAGUGAGGCUAUGGUCAAAAAAUAAUGUUUUUUUAUUUUUAUCAAAGCAUGUGAACAUGUUUGAGUAGAAAUGUGAAAUGCAUACAAGUAUGACCCUGGAAGGGAACAUGACACGUUCCCCUCUAAUGAGCCGGAUCCCUGAGGGACACUAACAUUUAUCUUCCUGUAAAAACACUUGUGUAAUGAACUGAAACCACGAAGCGCCGGGACGCUCGUCACCGCCUCGCCGGUACGACUCCUGAGCGGUCAGCUGCGUACACUCCAGACCGGAGAUCGUGACCCCUCGCACCUGGUCACGUGUUGACCGGACCGGACUCAUCGGUUUUGUAUUUUAAGUGACCUCGGCCCCUCAACCCACCUACACAUGUCUUUCUGUACCGUGUGCGUUGUGGUCCUCAACAAACCGUGACAGGAAGCUCAUGUCCGUGUCUCCAGGAAGUUAACCCUCCUUUGGACCUGUCUGAGCUUCUGCUUGUACGAUUGACGACCCUGCACAGAGGUCAAAGGUGACGACGAGGAGACGCCGACACUACGAAGGGGACAGCGUUCAGCCCGGGACCUCGAUAGCAGGGGGGGGCUUUGUGUGAUUUGUGAUUGGAGUGCCUUUUGAGCGACGGUGGAGCGGUGGUUAUUAUGCAAGUGUGGUGUCGCCAUGGUGAUUUUUGGAUCCGCCGUCAGUCUGAGACAUUCGUUAAAGGAGGCGGGUCUAUCUGCACUUUCCUACAAGACACGACCUCUGAACUCAUUGUCCAUUUUUCAAGGGGUGUGUCAUGUAGUGGGCGUGCCCUGUGGGCGUGUCCCGUGUUGAAGGUGUCGUGGAAAAACGACGAGACGUGUGUGGGGGAUAAAAAAACAUUAAAUAAAGCCUUUUUGGAGCUGUGUGGAA
Pseudoliparis swirei is the source of this 3520-nucleotide messenger RNA. It is a transcript of the gene bpnt2, whose product is annotated as 3'(2'), 5'-bisphosphate nucleotidase 2. Gene Ontology annotation, cellular component: endomembrane system. Gene Ontology annotation, biological process: phosphatidylinositol phosphate biosynthetic process. The record is from RefSeq and is a predicted model, not a curated record. Gene Ontology annotation, molecular function: 3'-nucleotidase activity. The transcript is spliced from 8 exons. NCBI's taxonomy places the organism in Eukaryota, Metazoa, Chordata, Actinopteri, Perciformes, Liparidae. The coding region runs from base 521 to 1555 and encodes 344 amino acids.